This is a messenger RNA of Impatiens glandulifera, 827 nucleotides long. Its product is annotated as small polypeptide DEVIL 11. NCBI's taxonomy places the organism in Eukaryota, Viridiplantae, Streptophyta, Magnoliopsida, Ericales, Balsaminaceae. The transcript has a single exon. The record is from RefSeq and is a predicted model, not a curated record. The coding region runs from base 180 to 422 and encodes 80 amino acids. Gene Ontology annotation, biological process: negative regulation of cell population proliferation.
UUUCUCUCUUCAUAGAAUACUUAAGACCUCUUUAUAAAUACUUCUCUUCUCCAUUUCAUCCUUAUUUGAAAAUCACCCAUUGUUUGUUCUUCCUCAAGAUCCAGUCUUUCUCUUUCAUAACCAUCAAAGAAUUAAUUAGCUAGGUCGCCCUUGAUCCGCGGCGGAGUCUUUUUAUAUUUAUGGGUCCUUCUUCUUCUUCUUCAAACUUAGAAUCAGCGGCGGCGCAGAUGUAUUUGGAUGAGAAAUGGAAGAUGUCAAAGAAAGAAGGUUCGAGAAGCUCCCGAUCUUCGAAAUCGAACCAGAGGAGGUGUUCUUUUACAAGAAGAUGUGCUAGGCUUGUGAAGGAACAGAGAGCUCGAUUCUAUAUCAUGAGACGAUGUGUUACUAUGCUCAUUUGCUGGAGAGAAUACACUGAUUCUUGAAAUGGGUUUUAGUUUUUUUAGUUUUUUUUUUUUAAUUUUUCCUUCUCAAAUCUCUUUUUUAAAUUACCCUGAUUUUUUGAGAGAGAAGAUGAAGAAGGGGUGAUGGGAUUUAAAGAUGGAGACAAGGAAAAAGAAAGAGAUCUGAGAUGAACGAGGACGACGGAGUAGUACAUUUUUUAUAGUUAAAUGUUUUUACUACUCCGAUGAACGGGAAGGACAGUUUGAGAUUAAAAAAAAACCAGUAGAGAGAGAAAAUUGACAUGAAGAUAGAGAGAUUUCACUACCCUUUACUGACAUGGCUCUGUUCUAUCCAUUUCUCUCACUUUCUGUUUUUCUUCUUUCUUUCUUUCUCCUUGAUGAUGAUGAUUAAGAAUAAUAUUGAAAUUAUUGUUCUAAUGAACUUGA